GUGGGAGCCAGGUAAACGUUAUUUACAGAGUGGCAUUGAUUUAUGCGCUGACAGUCGUCCUGUUUAAUUUACCGAGCGACGAAAAACCCACAAGCUGGAGAAUAUCCUAGAAACUCGGCGCCUUGCUCUGCCGUCCUGAGCAAAUAAUGAAACCAAUGACCUGGGCGCCGCAGAGUCACAUGGUGACAGAGCGACACACCUGCGUGGAGCAGUCGGGGCCUCGCAGUUGCGCCACAAGCAGGUAAGGUCCACACAGGACGCGCAGGUGCGCUGACUGCCCCGCAGCUUCGGGUGUCCUCCAGCCAUGAAUCGGGAAGAUCAGUACUACCCCUCUCAGGUGUUCAAAGACCCCUGCGCUUACCAGAGGCCGCAGUGCGAUGAGUACAGCCCACCACCGUGCCUCUACAUGAGCCGCCAGGCCCACUCCGUCUACACUCCGCCGACUCUGGGAGCCUUGGAGCAGGCCAGCUUACCGGACGCGGCCCCGGUUUAUGGUCUACCCAGCAUGCGGGAGGAUCCAGGUGUGCCUCAGCUCCACCACCAGCAGGAACUGCAGCAGCCGCCGCUCCAAGCUCUGGGAUAUGGAGACACGGUGGAGCAGAGCGCGUAUCAGCUGCCUUUCCCCUGGAUGAAAACCACCAAAUCUCACUCACACACCUGGAAGGGACAGUGGGCAGGGCCAUACGUGAUGGCGGAAACAGAAGAAAACAAGCGCACCAGGACUGCGUACACGCGCGCACAGCUCCUGGAGCUGGAGAAGGAGUUUCUGUUCAACCGCUACAUCUCCAGGCCGCGGCGCGUCGAGCUGGCGCUGACCCUGAGCCUCACCGAGCGCCACAUCAAGAUCUGGUUUCAGAACCGGCGCAUGAAGUGGAAGAAGGAGGAGGACCGGAGGAGGGCGAGGGGAGGUGAUCCGGAUCAAGACUCGUCCAUCACCUCUGGAGAUCAGGGAGAGACUGCAGGUGGAGUCUCCUCCACGAACGGAUCUCACAACACGUCCACACCCCCGGUUUCCCCGCUUCACGGUUGCACUCUCUCUGUUCCUGGAACAAGGGAACCAGCAUAGACCACUUAUUCUGAAGACUGGGACCUUCAGAGAACCUCAAACAUCUCGAGUUACAUUUUUUUUCUGGACCAAAGUUUCUGUUGGAGCUUGUCAUUUCUGGACUACUUCCACCUCUCCAUCAUGUUCACAUGUUUUAAGUUACUUGCGACACCAGGGGGCAUCUGGAGACCACAAGCCGCUCUUUACGCGCAGCAGGGUUUCACCUGCAAACAAAGCGUGUGCAUUUUCCAGUCAAAUCUGAAUCUUUAUAUUUUGUUAAAAUA
Oryzias melastigma (Indian medaka) is the source of this 1329-nucleotide messenger RNA. It is a transcript of the gene pdx1, whose product is annotated as pancreatic and duodenal homeobox 1. Gene Ontology annotation, molecular function: DNA-binding transcription factor activity, RNA polymerase II-specific; RNA polymerase II cis-regulatory region sequence-specific DNA binding. Gene Ontology annotation, biological process: regulation of transcription by RNA polymerase II; type B pancreatic cell differentiation. The transcript has 2 exons. The record is from RefSeq and is a predicted model, not a curated record. Bases 305 to 1066 code for a protein of 253 amino acids. Lineage: Eukaryota; Metazoa; Chordata; Actinopteri; Beloniformes; Adrianichthyidae. Gene Ontology annotation, cellular component: nucleus.